CGAGGGUUCCAGGCCAUCAUGGCGGCCGCGCUGCUGCUACUGCGGGCUCUCCGCCAGGGCCCGGGUCCUGGUGGUUCCGGGCGGCUGUGGGGUCCAGGCUGGGGCCGGAGCCCAGGUCUCUCCGCCAGGCCCGGGAGGAGGCGGCCACACUUGGCCCACGAGCUUCCGGGGGGUCUCUCCGGGGCUGGAGGCCGAGCUCUGCAGGGCUUGCAGUGGCGACCUCUAGCCCCUGCCUUUGGAGGAAUCUGUGGAUUGCUGUUGAAACAACAUCUAGUUCACAAUCCAGUCAGACUCUGGCAGCUUUUAGGCAAUACUUACUAUUUUAGCACCUCGAGGACGAAGCAGAAGAAUAAGGAGAAAGAUAAGUCAAAGGGAAAGAGCCCUAGUGACGAUGAAGAGGAGAGGAGGCGCCGGGAGCGGGAGGACCAGAUGUACCGCGAGCGGCUUCGCACCCUGUUCGUCAUUGCGGUCGUCAUGAGCCUGCUGAACUCGCUCAGCACCAGCGGGGGAAACAUCUCCUGGAACGACUUCAUCAAUGAGAUGCUGGCCAAGGGCGAAGUGCAGCGUGUCCAAGUGGUGCCUGAGAGUGACGUGGUGGAGGUCUACCUGCACCCUGGAGCCGUGGUGUUUGGGCGGCCUCGGCUGGCCUUGAUGUACCGAAUGCAGGUCGCGAAUAUUGACAGAUUUGAGGAGAAGCUCCGAGCAGCUGAAGAUGAGCUGAACAUCGAGGGCAAGGACCGGAUCCCAGUCUCCUACAAGCGUACAGGUUUCUUUGGAAAUGCCCUCUACGCCCUGGGGAUGACAGCCGUGGGCCUGGCCAUCCUUUGGUAUAUUUUCCGUCUGGCUGGAAUGACAGGCAGGGAAGGCGGCUUCAGUGCUUUUAAUCAGCUUAAAAUGGCUCGUUUCACAAUUGUGGAUGGGAAGAUGGGAAAAGGGGUUAGCUUCAAAGACGUGGCAGGAAUGCACGAAGCCAAGCUGGAAGUGCGAGAGUUUGUGGACUAUCUAAAGAGCCCGGAUCGCUUUCUUCAGCUUGGUGCCAAGGUCCCCAAGGGCGCGCUGCUGCUCGGGCCCCCUGGCUGUGGGAAGACGCUGUUGGCCAAGGCAGUAGCCACAGAGGCCCAAGUGCCCUUCUUGGCGAUGGCGGGCCCGGAGUUUGUGGAGGUCAUUGGAGGCCUGGGCGCUGCCCGUGUGCGGAGCCUCUUCAAGGAAGCCCGUGUCCGGGCGCCCUGCAUUGUGUACAUCGACGAGAUAGACGCAGUGGGCAAGAAGCGCUCCAGUGCCGUUUCUGGCUUCUCCAACACGGAGGAGGAGCAGACGCUCAACCAGCUCCUGGUAGAGAUGGACGGAAUGGGCACCACAGACCACGUUAUUGUCCUGGCGUCCACGAAUCGAGCUGACAUCCUGGACAAUGCUCUGAUGAGGCCAGGCCGACUGGACCGGCAUGUCUUCAUUGACCUUCCCACACUGCAGGAGAGGCGGGAGAUUUUCGAGCAGCACCUGAAGAGCCUGAAGCUGACCCAGGCCAGCACUUUCUACUCCCAGCGUCUGGCGGAGCUGACACCUGGCUUCAGUGGAGCUGACAUUGCCAACAUCUGUAAUGAGGCCGCACUGCAUGCUGCACGUGAGGGACACACGUCUGUACACACCUUCAACUUCGAGUACGCAGUGGAGCGUGUCAUUGCCGGAACUGCCAAAAAGAGCAAGAUUCUGUCCAAGGAGGAGCAGAAGGUGGUCGCAUUUCACGAGUCGGGCCAUGCCCUAGUAGGCUGGCUGCUGGAGCACACUGAGGCCGUCAUGAAGGUCUCCAUCGCACCUCGGACCAACGCCGCCCUGGGCUUUGCCCAGAUGCUCCCCAGAGACCAGCACCUCUUCACCAAGGAGCAACUGUUUGAGCGGAUGUGCAUGGCUCUGGGGGGACGCGCCUCGGAGGCCCUCUCCUUUAAUAAGGUCACUUCCGGGGCGCAGGACGACCUGCGGAAGGUCACCCAUAUUGCCUACUCCAUGGUGAAGCAGUUCGGGAUGGCUCCUGGCAUCGGGCCCAUCUCCUUCCCUGAGACACAGGAGGGCCUGGUGGGCAUCGGGCGGCGCCCCUUCAGCCAGGGCCUCCAGCAGAUGAUGGAUCACGAGGCUAAAUUGCUGGUGGCCAAGGCCUACAGACACACAGAGAAGGUGCUGCAGGACAACCUCGACAAGCUACAGAUGCUGGCGAACGCCCUUCUGGAAAAGGAAGUGAUAAACUACGAGGACAUUGAGGCCCUCAUUGGCCCACCGCCCCAUGGACCUAAGAAGAUGAUUGCACCGCAGAGGUGGCUGGAUGCCCAGAGGGAGAAGCAGGACUCUGGGGAGGAGGAGGCCACUCAGCUUUGAGGGGAGGAGCUGCCUUGGCCCAAGUAGCCAGGAUUCACUGGCUGCACGUGCAGGUGGUCUGGACGUGCACUCAUUACUCAGUGGCCCCUGAGCUUCUGGCUGCAGCUCGACCUCCUGUCAGCAGGCCCCGUGCAGGGGCUCUGAGAGCUGUGUCCUGAGUUCCCUCUACAUGAUGAGUAAAUGUCCUUGCAGAAAUGCCUGUUGGAUCUUUGCAUGUGUCUGUUGUUUUCCCCUAUGGGGAAGGUCAUCAGUGCUUGUGGUGGGUGUGUGUGAACACGGCCCAGAGUUACAGACACUGUUUCCAGUGGGGCCGACCUAUCAGAGGCAGCUCAGUGGGAGACUGAACAGAGCCUUGUUCAUGCCAGCUUGUGCAGACCCAGCCCCGUUCCUGUGGCUCCCUCAGAAUGCUAAGAUCCCAGAUGAAAGGACCCUCUGAGCUACUGUCCUGUCUUCAGGGGCUCUGUCAUGGUGCUCACUCAUCAGUGGGGCCAGUUGGGACCAGGCUCUAGAGGAUUCAACACUGCCACCUACUGUUGUGUGGAUCAGUGCGAGUUGAGACGCUCCUUGCUGGGCUAGUCCUGCAGCACUGGGACACCCUCAUUUUUACUGCCCUAAGAAGUGUUGUGAUACCUUGCUAAUAAAUUCUGUGGAUGGAAAA
Carlito syrichta (Philippine tarsier) is the source of this 3025-nucleotide messenger RNA. RefSeq names its product SPG7, paraplegin matrix AAA peptidase subunit (gene SPG7). NCBI's taxonomy places the organism in Eukaryota, Metazoa, Chordata, Mammalia, Primates, Tarsiidae. Gene Ontology annotation, cellular component: membrane; m-AAA complex. The coding region runs from base 19 to 2367 and encodes 782 amino acids. Gene Ontology annotation, biological process: protein-containing complex assembly; mitochondrial protein processing. The transcript is spliced from 17 exons. Gene Ontology annotation, molecular function: ATP-dependent peptidase activity; zinc ion binding; ATP binding. The record is from RefSeq and is a predicted model, not a curated record.